GGCCCUACAACUGGCCACAGCUAUAAAGGUUAUUAGAAAGCCUCUCCUUUGGGAUGCGUGGCUGCGGGGCUAUUUAGGGGCCGUCCAAGAGGAGACUGAGGGCGGCUUCUUUCUUAUCCAGCCCUCCACUCUUUCUCCUUCUCCCUCUGUCUUCCCCUCAGGAGGAGCAGCCAUGGGGGACUCUUUGGACGGCGGCGGGGACUUUGAGCCGCUGCCUUCGCUCUCCGAGGACGAGGAUAGUUGUCUUACUGAGGAAGAUAUCUGGGCUAUUUGCCUCGAGUGCAGCAAGUCUCUGAAGAGCAUUGCCCAUUCUGCAAUCUUCCAGACACUUUGUAUUACUCCUGACACUUUGGCUUUUAACACCAAUGGCAAUGUAUGCUUCAUGAAACAGAUCAGUGAUGACCCAGAAGGAACCUUUAUGCCACCAGAGAUUGAUGUAACUGGUAACACUUUUGCGGCACAUAUAUUUUCUUUGGGAGCCACACUAGCAGCUGUGGUUGAAUAUAUGAUGGAGCCUGAAAUAGAUUCAGAAUGUAGCCAAGAUCUACAUACUCUGCUUGAAAAAAUGCAGGAGGAAAAUCCUGAAGAUAGGCCAGAUAUUGAGGAUGUCAUAUCUUUGUGUGAAGAGAAACUAAAGCUUUCAUCCUCCAAUGAUAUUUGCCAGUGCCUUUCUGCCAUUGGAAGAACAGUGCUUUCAAUUGAAUCAUGUGGCAUCUUUCAAGACAGUUGUGAUAACUUGUGGAAAAGACAAGACAAUCAGAACAUUUCACUUUAUGAACAACACAGAGAUGAAAAUUUGAGAAAUAAUUCAUCUCCAGAUGCAGAAGAUUUGAAAGCUGAAAGUGCUAGAAAUUCCUCUGACAUAUGUACUAUGAAUUAUCAAAGUGAAGAUAUAAAAGGAAUUAAAAACAACCUAGUGGAUAAAGUAUUUUGCCACCUGCACAUUUCAACUCAGAUUACAAAAUGUGAAGAGGAAGAGGAGGAGAGUACAGAAUACAAGUUAGAGGCAAAACCUCAUACACAUGAAUUGGGGACAGAUGUGCUUACAAAAAACUGCUUGAGGAAAGUGGAAACCUUUUCAGUACUGCCAUUUGAAUCUGAGCCAGAACCAAGAACUUUCUUUCCCAUUACAAUAGAAAAUGGACUACUAAGAAGGAAUCACAAUCAGUUACAACCCAAGUCAUUAUCAUCAACAAGUAACAAUGAAGAUACUUCUAUGGGAAGAAAGUUAAGUGGUGGUGAUAGAAGUACUCAGCUUGAAUCAAAAGCAGCCUAUUUCCAGGGGACAGAUAAUUAUUUAGAGGAAUUUUAUUUGAGCCCAAAGCUAUCUUGCCUAUGUCAACACCAUGUGACAUUCUGUGAUGACAGUAAAGCAGAUUUUCAACCAUAUAGUCAUACUGUUGCUGAAACUCCAGACAACUGUGGUAUAUUAAGUGAACCAGAUGAGCCACAUCCUGGCUACAAAAGACUAGAAGACUAUGAACCAUGUCAAUAUUGUGGUGAAAAUUAUCCAAGUUCAAAUGAAAAAUGUGUGUUAGGUGUUAACAUGACUACUAUGUUUACAGAACUUAAUAAAAAUGGGUAUAGUUCAAGCCUGUUAAAUUCUCCAGAACUAAAUGUCACAGAGAGGAGAGACUAUUAUAUUGAAGAUAUGCAGUGUGAAGGGAGGAAGCCUGAAAUAAAAAAUAAUGAACAGUGUGUGUUUCUUAAACACCUCUUAAUGUGGUAUGGUAAACCGUUGAAAGACUAUGAACUCUGGGCUUUAUGCCACGAAUGCUUGCUUACUCUGGAAACAUACACAGAUUAUCCAGCAUAUUUGUGUCUAGACUCUGUCAUGAUCAACUGUGAUGGAAGCAUUCUCUUUGUUCCACCUAAAAGUGAAGGCUCUUAUGAUAUGUUUUAUUUGGCUCCUGAGAUAUCAGAAGAGGAUUUUGUCACUGAAAAGGUCUGUAUUUACUGUAUUGCUGCAAUUUUGUGGAGAGCAGCAAAAUGUAAUUUUCCACCUGAUCGCAAACUGGUGUUGCCAAGGAAACUGAAGAAUUUCCUUCUGCAUAUGGCAAGAAGAAAGUCAGAAGACAGGCCUUCUCUGGCAGAUGCAAUUAAGACAUGUGGCAACUAUCUACUUGAACAAAGUAUAAACAGCAAGAAGGUUCUGGCAUUUUUACCCAAAUAUGCCUUUCAGGCUUUCAAAGAAGUGGAUUCUUUUAACGAUAGCUUGCCUUUCGAUUUUCAAAGUGAGAAAAAUUCAGUAGAUGAUAACUUGGGAUUUUUACCUAUGAACAAUGAAAGUAAACUGAUAGCAGUGAAAGGACCAGUCCCGUGCCAGCUGCCUUUAAACAGAGGAAGCACGUCAUUGCCAAAUGCUUUCACUUCUUCAGCAACACACUUUAAGCCUAUUAUCGUGCAUCAAAAUACAGAUAGUAAAAAAAAUACCACUGCAUCUGUGAUGGUACAGCAUGAAACAACUGUGGAAGGAGUGGUACCUGUGAAUAAGAAAAAUUCAAUGCAUUUACAAAUUGAAACUGAAAAUGAAGAAAUUGAAGACUGUGACAUGCCAGCUACUUGUAUGACACCUGAUAUUCUGGCAUAUGAUACUCAAAAAUAUUCAAAGACUAGUUCAUCCAUGGAUAAAUUACCAUUGCUCUCUAAAUCUUCAUGUGUCUCUCAAGAGAUGUGUAUUUCACAAUCACCUUCUUCCAGUAUUUCCAACUGUACUGUGCCAUCUAAUAUGACUUUUAUAAAGAACUUUCUUUUGAAGCAGGACCCAGAGACAAGGGUCUUAACGCUUGUACCAGUACAGAUAGCUGUGUCAGAGCAAAUAUCAAAUAAACCCCUCCAUUCAAAAACAGCUUACAGUUGUUCCAGUUUGCAUGUCCUCCUCUCAGAUUCUAUAGUGAGCUGUGCUGCUGACAAAGCCCUACAUCAUAAAUCAUCUGUAAACAACCUGAGAAAUUGCAAGCAUGCAAAUGAAUUUUGGGACACAAAAGCCCAGAUUAACAGUUUCCCCUCAGCAACAAUUAAUAAAGAGACUCAAACGAAGUGUUCUGAAAUGGAUGCAUCCCACAUACUUAGUAAUGAGUCCAGUACAGCUGCAGAGACCAGUGUCCCCUUAUUGGAUCAUACAUCACAUACCUACAUGGAUCAGAAUUCUGCUUCUCCAGUCACACUAGGAAUGUCAUAUGAAAAUAAUGGGAUAAAUGAAGCUAUCUUGAAGAACAUGGUGCAUCUCAUGAAAGAAGAGUUCUCUUUUAGUGGAUUCUGUAAAAAUACAGAUGAAGUUCUGGCUAUAGGUAAAUAUAUUUUUGGUUUAAAGGAUCUGCAGUAUAAUACCUUUCGUACUGUAAUCUCUGAAGAAUUUUGUGACUUUUACUGGGAAGAAAAAUUACUAGCAAACCUUUAUGAUGCAGCAAAUGGCAGAUCUCCUCUGUCUGUAAAGAUGGAUGAAACAAAAAAUGGUAGCAAGACAUUUCAAGGCCAAAACAAACCUAAAGACUUUCUGAAUACUGGUGAAGAAACAAAUGAUGACCUUCCACAAGAUUAUACUGAAAAUGAAGUCAGAAGAGAAAUGGAAGGAGAAUAUCUGCAGACCAAUACAACCUACAUCUCUCCAGGUUUGCCAGAAGACAAUCAAAGCCAAAAAGAAUUUAUAGUACACAGGGAGGAAAAUAUUUACACUGGAAUGUCCUGCUUGUCUGAACUCAGUGGAUUUUGUCCUGGUUGGAGAAGUGCAUUCUAUAGUUCAGAAUGUUUUAGUUUGGAAGUUCAUGACCACAUUAGAAAACUUGGAAAGAGAAAGGAUGGGACUCAAAACAUAGGUGCUAAAAUAAUGGAACUUGAACAGCAGAUAAUGAUAGAAACAAAAAAUUAUAGUAAGAGCAGAAGAUUCUACUACAGGCUGUUACAUAAAGAGAGGAGGAGCAAAGGUGGUGAAGUGAAAACUAUCUUACCUAAACUGAAGGGACAGCUAGAAGAAAUGAGAGCAAAGGUGCAGUUUCUUGAACUUGUGAAGAAAUAUUUACAGAUUAUAAACACAGAAAAAUGGGGAGUUGAGUCGUGCAGUCUUCUAACAGUGGUUAACAUGGCAAGAAGUGAAACACUGAGUAUCAGCUCCUUGGACAGUAUGCUCCUUUUCUAUAAUAUAAAUAAAAAUCUGUAUAAUAAAUCGCAAUGUAACAACAGUCAAUAUCAGCCAAGAAAUCUACAAGCUGGAACACCACUUGGGCUAAUGGCAUAUCUCUACUGCAGAAAUUCAUUUUUAGAAGGCUAUGUACAACAGUUCCUCUUUACCUUUCGGUAUUUCUGUUCACAAGAAGAACUUUUGCAAUUUAUUCUUGAUAGAAUCAUUAUAACCUUACCCAGUUCAAGCCCAGAAUCCUGCUCAUUGCUUAGCAAAAUAUACUUUCGCAGUUUCUCCAUUCUGCAGACAUGGAUUGAAGACUGUUAUGCUGUAGACUUUGCAGUAAACCCUGACUUUAUGAGUACUCUAAAAGAAUUUAUCAUUUCCAAGGUAGUUCCACUCAGUGGCUAUGGCAAAUGGCUUCUAUCAUGGCUUGACCUCAUUACUAGGAGGAAGGAGAGCGAUGUUUCUCAGUGCUUGAGAAAGGAAGACUGGAAAGAAGUGGAGGAACCCAGUGAAACACAGUCCUUACGCUCUUCAUGCAAAAAGCUCUCAAAAAGUAUUUUACAAAAGAGCUUUAAUUGGAGGUCAUCAAAAGGAAAUGAAGCUAUUGUACCUUACCAAAAAGAUAAACAACAUAACAUUGCAUCAGCUUUACCAAAAGAAUGCUUUACAAAUGGAACAGAUGGUUUCUGUGCUAGAAUAGAUGGAGGACAAUACUUUUUAACAGAAUAUACUGCACAACAGCUUUGUUGUCAGCUGACACUGUUGCAACAGGAAAUGUUCCAUAAAUGUCAUCCAGUGCACUUUCUUAAUUCAAGAUUCCUUGGAGUAAAAGACAAAAGUGUGCCUCUCCAGAAAACUACUUCCUCUGAACUGUUGCCUACUCAAAUCUAUAACCUUUUUGUUGAAACCUGUGUCCAAGAUGAUUACCUCGUACAUCUUUUGAAAUAUGCAGACAACGUCAGUACUUGGGUUGCAGCUGAAAUUGUUACAAGCUACAGUUCUAAGGCCCAGGUGAACUUACUAACAAAAUUUCUCUGCAUUGCAAAGUGUUGCUAUGAACAAAGAAAUUUUGCUACUACAAUACAAAUCCUAAAUGGCCUGGAAAAUCUUGUUGUGAGACAAUUGCCAGUUUGGAAAUGUUUGCCUUCUAAGAUAUUGGAAAUAAUGGAAGAACUAAAAGCUGUUGAGGUGUUUUUAAAAAGUGACAGCUUAUGUUUAAUGGAAGGAGAGAGGUUUAAAACUUCACCUACAAUCCCAUCAGCUUAUGUUCUGGCAAUGCACAUUCAGCAACUAGAAACUGGAGGAUUUACUAUGAGAAAUGGCACGUAUAAAUGGACUAAGCUUAGAAACAUUGCAAAAGUUGUGAGUCAGGUUCAUGCAUUUCAAGAAAAUUCCUACACGUUUCCUCCAGAUCACCAACUGCAGUCUUUCGUAAGACACAGAAUAGCCUCUUUUAAUGAUGCAGACAUCUCUGCCUUAGCAGCUGUCAACUCUGCCAACUUUCACCAGAUACCAGCUGAAAAGCAAUCUCGAAAAAUCCAGGACACAUUGCACAGGAUGAAGACAAUGUUUCAGUAAUUGUUUACUCUUCGUCUUUCUGUAACAUUGUCGGUUUAACGUAAUUUAAAUUUCUGGGCUGGUGACCAGAUGGUGCCACAUGUGUAAUUAGCUUUACAAUACAAUACUAUACAGCUUUGCUUAGAAGUAAGUUCAACAGUGUUUAAUGGAGCUUGCUCCCAGGCAAAUGCAUAUAGGACUGCAGCCUUAAAAAUGUAAUCUCCAUUUGAACUCAAUAUUGACAAUGCUUUCUUCACAAAUCAAUUUGUGUUUGAAAAUUCCAAGCUCUGAGCAAAAGGUGCAGGAGCACUGCUGUGUUGUUUCCUUGUUUAAUAGCUCAUAGACCUUGUCAGAUUCAUGUGCUGUGUAAAGAAAUGUAAUAUUUGUUCUACAUCUUUAUUUUUCUUUUGGAGAGCAUAUGGUGAGUUGUGAACUGAUAUAUUGAAUUGUGAAUUAUUUCUUGAAGCAGAAAUGUGAGGAAGCAAAAGACUGCCUUUACAUGUCAGGGCUGUCAUCAUCUUGUCUGCUUCCAAAGAACAAUGAGAAGCCAUAUUUGAAAUGAACCUAUUAUGUAUAAUUUCCUGGAGAAGGUUCUUUUUAUCAAGGUUUCUUGUGAAAUGAUGAUUGUAUCAAAUGUAUCUUAUUUACCAAAAAUUUGGGUAGGCCAUUUAAAAAAGCUUGGCCAGUAUUCUGUAUCUGUAUUCCUUAUUCUGUAUUCAUGAUCGCCACUUAGUCACAAUUGUGGCUUUAUUGCCACAUUUGUAACUCGCCCUCCCCACCUAAUUUAGUGAGUAUCAUCUCCAUGGGGGAAAGGAGGUCCAUUCUAGCGGCAAUUAGAGCAUGGGUGGAUGAUGUUUAUUUCAGGUUUGGGACAGGGAUUGGGCCAGGAGAGAUUACAUAUACAUAGCUAAAUAACUGUUGUGGAACACUGGCCAUCCUCUUUUGCUGAUUUUUCCAAGGCUUCACAAAGAGGGAUGAAAGUUUUCUUCCUACUGCCCCACUGUGUAGGGCAACCUUUAUUUAGCACUCUGUGAAGUUAGAAAUAACACCCCUGUUAACAAGGUAGGCCACACCAACACUUCUGUUUUGCCACACAGCAGUACAGUGCAGAAGAACAGUGAAUAUAGCAUUGUAAUUGGCUGGUUGCCCCAGCUAUAAGCGUUGUGCUUCAGUAUUCAUUCAGAGUAAGGUCAGGGAGCUGGCUUUUCAGCUGUUGUUGGCAUGACCACAUUGCCAGUUCUACUUUGGCCUGAGCUUGGCCCCUUCCUCCUACCAGUCUUGCUGGAAGCAUGCUGAAACAUCCCAUUGGGAGAUGGAUGUAAAGUGGACCUUUGAUAUCUGCUGGGGUUUGAUUCCAGGAUACACAUGGAUAUCAAAAUCCAUGGAUGCUCAAGUCCCAUUAAAUA
This is a messenger RNA of Sceloporus undulatus (fence lizard), 7086 nucleotides long. RefSeq names its product kinase non-catalytic C-lobe domain containing 1 (gene KNDC1). The record is from RefSeq and is a predicted model, not a curated record. Gene Ontology annotation, molecular function: guanyl-nucleotide exchange factor activity. Gene Ontology annotation, biological process: small GTPase-mediated signal transduction. The coding region runs from base 173 to 5701 and encodes 1842 amino acids. NCBI's taxonomy places the organism in Eukaryota, Metazoa, Chordata, Lepidosauria, Squamata, Phrynosomatidae. The transcript has 30 exons.